AUGAUAUCAUGCUUAGAUUGCGAUGAAAGUUACGUAGGGAAAACCAUAAGGCAGGCUUCGAGACGACAUCAGGAACAUGGUGCACCACAACAACCUAAACCAUCGUCUACACCCCAAUUAGCCACUCCAGCAAUAGAUAAUCAACAGCUAAGACGAUCUGAUCGACUUCGAGCUAAACCAAAAGUAAAUUAUCUUCUUGAUGAAAAAGUCUCCGAUGAUGAAUCUCCAAUUAUAAAUGAACAACAACUAAUGAAAUCAGCCCUUUAUAAACAUCAUAUUAAAACAAAUCACACAAUCAAUUGGAAAGAUUGGAAAAUCAUUUCAAAGGAUUGUAAAAAAUAUCGAUUAUUAGUUCGUGAAUCAUUACAAAUUCUUCACAAAAAACCUAGUUUAAAUCGAACUACUUGUUCUGUCCCUUUAAUAGUUUACCCUGAAGGUUUACAAGUAUCCAAACCAACAGUCAAAAUUAAAUCAGUGACAUUUGAUGGACCACGAGCCGGGACGAAUAGUUAA
Molecule: messenger RNA, 513 nt
Organism: Rotaria sp. Silwood2
Lineage: Eukaryota; Metazoa; Rotifera; Eurotatoria; Philodinida; Philodinidae
Source: the annotation of a GenBank genome assembly